This is a messenger RNA of Penaeus chinensis, 1167 nucleotides long. RefSeq lists its product as uncharacterized. Bases 1 to 1167 code for a protein of 388 amino acids. NCBI's taxonomy places the organism in Eukaryota, Metazoa, Arthropoda, Malacostraca, Decapoda, Penaeidae. The transcript has 8 exons. Gene Ontology annotation, biological process: synapse organization. The record is from RefSeq and is a predicted model, not a curated record. Gene Ontology annotation, cellular component: neuron projection membrane.
AUGGUGUUCUACAAUGAAGCCUCCGGGCUAGUACAGUGCACUACGAUGUGGUCUAUUGUGUACUUGCCAGGAGUGAAUCCAGACUACUCCAGUGUGAUGGCAGCCUGUGCUGAGGAAGGGGCGGAGGGAGAGCAGACUGAGGGGCCUUCACUGAACAUGACGGACCUGCCGCCCGUCACCCAGACCAGGUUCACCGCCGUGAGAGACCCGACGCUGGUGCUGGAGGAAGAGGAGCCUUAUUUCGACAUGUCAAUGUCCCCGACGCAGACGGCGUACCUGGGGAAGACGGCGACGCUCACCUGCUUGGUGCACGCGGCCAAGAACGACAAGUCGUUUGUAAAUCGCGUCCAGGCUCCAGCAUCUACGUGGCUAGUCUUUCUUACUCCAAGCCGCCCUCCUCCACAGGUGUCGUGGAUCCGCGGGCGCGACCUGCGGAUCCUGACGGUGGGCGGCUACACGUACACGACGGACCUGCGCUUCGAGGCCUUCCACCAGCCGCACAGCACGGAGUGGACGCUCAGGAUCAAGUCGGUGCAGCUGCGCGACCAGGGCGGCUACGAGUGCCAGAUCGCCACCAAGCCCAUCAGGACGUACCAUGUGUUCCUCAAGGUGGAAGAGCCGUCGGUGGAAGUGGUCGGCGCCCCAGACAUCUACGUCAACAGGGCGAGCAUGAUCAACCUCACGUGCGUAGUCUACCAUGCGCCGUACCCGCCCGAGGACAUCAUCUGGUACCAUGGCAACCAGACCAUCAGCUACACGUCCCCGCGGGGCGGCGUGAGCGUGGUGGAGGAGCGCGGCGAGACCACCACCAGCAUCCUCCUCCUGCAGAAGGCGAGGGCGUCCGACUCCGGCACCUUCAUUUGCCAGCCGGAGAACAUGGACGCCGCUCAGGUUACUCUCCAUGUCUUGGACGGUGAGCAUCCCGCCGCCAUGCAGACCAACUCCAGCUGCCAGAGCACGCCCGGGCUGUCCGCUCUGGUCAUGGUUGCCGUCAUGACAACUAUUGCCCGCCCCUCGAGCCAAAACUGGAGUGAAGUCCAGGCACGUUUUAAGGCGAAGUCGCCGUGGUGUGCGCGAGCCGCCUUCGGGCUGCUGACUGGAAGGUCCGACAUGUCCGCUUGGCAAGAAAGCCACGCCGACGAGGCUCCGAAGGCUCCCGAAGGCUAG